Molecule: messenger RNA, 2529 nt
Organism: Diabrotica virgifera virgifera (western corn rootworm)
Lineage: Eukaryota; Metazoa; Arthropoda; Insecta; Coleoptera; Chrysomelidae
Exons: 2
Coding region: 2157-2474 (105 amino acids)
Source: RefSeq, a predicted model, not a curated record
UGAUAAUUCAAACUCCAUUUUCUUUUGUGUGUCCGUUGGGCUAGGAUGACCUGCUGUAACUCGGGUCUUCCUCGCCUUGGAAUAAGUCCUCUUCUUAUGAUACAAACAGACCAGCAAUGAAUCCUGCAUCCCACCGGCUCCUCGACUUAUGAUAAAAAUGGACUAGCAAUAAAUCCUCAAUUCCACUGGCUGCAUUACAAAUCCAUGGAAUGCAACUCAUGGUAACAUCGUCAACUUCAGCCAGUUGCGACGCCCAACGAGGGGCCAUUGUGUAAGGUUCUAACCACGUGGGUUAUACAAUUUUUAAAUCCACGAUUGACUUAGGAUCGUGAAGAGGCAACCCUAUCUAAAAUGUCCCCUCUUCACCGCCACAAAGACAAUCAUGGAGAUCUCCCGGCUAACUCUUCUCAGAGGUAGUUCGGUUCAUCGAUCUGGAAUGCAGCCGGUGGAAUGGAGCGCGUGAUAACAUCGUCAACUUUCCAUCCAGAAGCCCUAUAUGAAAAACUGCAUGGCAAGUGUUUCAUAAGGACAUUUUUCUUACGUAUUAAGGCCUUCAGCCACCUUUUUACCUAUGGGCUUUCAGCCAGUUAAUUUUGUUUGGACUUUCAGUCACUUUUCUUAGGCCUUCAGCAACUUAUUUUUGUAUAGGACUUGCUGUAACGUAGAGGCAAGUCUAUUUAUUUGUUAAAUAAAAUAUUUAUUUAAAUUUUUUUGCUAUUGCUUUGAUCUCCCUUGUGAUCGUUCUUGCUACCAUUAUUUUUCAAGUAUGUGCCCGCUCGGGCUCUUGUGCAGCAUAUUCGUUAGAUUAAAUAUGUGUUUUCAAGAGGCGCACAAACGAAACGUCGUUUGUGCGCCUUUUGAAAACACGUGUUAAUCUACCGAAUACGAUGUGCGCGAGCUGUACGCAUAUGUAUACAUACCUUUAGGGAUUAGCCGAACAACUUGUGGUGGUGAAGAGUAGACACUUUAGCUAAGGUUGAUCUCUUUUUGAUUCUAAGUCAAUCGUGGAUUUCAAAAUGGUAUAACCCACGUGGUUAGAACCUUAGAGUGAAAUCUCUCUGUUUCUGAUCUUAUAGGUUCUGACGAUUGAUUCGUAUUCAAUUUUUCUUUUGUUUUCUGCUGAAUUGUUUUCCUUAUUUUAGCUUCCAACAAAUAAUGGUCAAUACUUAUUUCUGGUCAUCUUCUGACUCUAAUAUCUUGAAUUAACUUUCUAUUGUCACUUUCUAUUAGUAGGUAUUGUGACGAAAGAGAACUCUUGACCGACCCCCGUAUAACGAUACACAACUCGAAACAUGUAAGAAUGACGCUAUCGAAUGUUCGAAGCGGCAGCCGAGGGGUAAAGAGUAUUCGAGAACGUACCUCAAGUAGGCGUGACGAGCUGAUAACUAGAGAUGGGCAGAAUCUUCGAGAAAUAUCGGCCGGGCUAUAAAUAGGAACGGAUUUUUUAAAUAAGUUUAGUUUAAGCUAGAGUUGUAAAGAAAACUUGUAUAAAUAAAUUAAUAAAGUCGUAUAUAAAUACGAACGCUCGUUUGAUUGUUACUGUGGUGUUAACGGUGUGGAAUGUAAAUAAAUUAAAAGUGAACUUAAAACGACUUUUGAACUUUAUUCGUCGGGAAUAAUAAAGUGCGUUAAUUAUUCGGUAUUCGGAAAGAUUUUAAAAAAACAGUUAAAAAGUACGUGUGUGCCGACCAAAGAUGUUGCUAGAAGAACUUUCCGUAAAACAGCUCCGUGAACAAUAAUUAGAAGACCGUAAGUUAGAUACCAGGGGGCCCAAGAAAGUCCUGAAAGCAUGACUCGAGGAGGUCCUCAAGAAGAAUGGAGAUGACCCAGAGACGUUCCACUUCCAGUCAGCGGAAGAAGCAGUCUUAUCGAAAAUAAUUGUCGAAAGUGUUUCUCAAAAGAUCGAUGAAACAUCUAAGAUAAAUAAUGAGAAAUUUGACCAGAAAUUCGAAAGUGUUUCUCAAAAGAUUGAUGAAACUUUUAGAAAAUUCGAAAGUGUUUCUCAAAAGAUCGAUGAAACUUCUAGAAAAAGCGACGAGAAAUUUUAAAGUGUUUCUCAAGUAAUUAAAGACGUUUGUAGACAGAACGACGAGAAAUUUGAAGAAGUUUCUAGAACAUUCGAUAAGAUACAGAAAAGUGUAGACGACAAUAAAGAAAUGCUAGAAGAGAAGAUCAAACAAUUAGAGAGCAUGAUAACCGAUACAAAAGUGCAACCAUCAGUUAAUGCAGUAGCUUUAGAUGCUGCAGUGAAAGAUGAAAUACCGAGAGACGAAACGUCGCAUCAUAUGAGAUUUAAAUUACCAACAUUUGAUGGAAAGUCUUCUUGGUCCAUAUACCUUAGACAAUUUGAAGCUAUUGCAGCCGGCACGCAUUGGACCGAACAAGAAAUAGCUAUUUGUAUAACAAGGGAGGAAAGUGCUACUUUUCCUCCCGAGAAUGAAGUUUACUGCCCGACGCGUAGCGGAGGGCAGUAAUCAUUCAAGGGAGGAAAAGGCACUUUACUCCCAUGUUAUACAUAUGAUUUUUCCA